GCGGUCAACGCGUGAGUGUUACGUGAGGAUGUAGCGAGUCGCUACAUCUUUUUGUUUCCUUAUAAACCAAGAAAGACAGUUUGGCACCCGAAGAACACCAUUUAUUUCAGACACUCAUUUACUGGCAUGAGAUAUCUACAACCUUGUCUGAUCAAGGAAUACCGACAGUAAUGGUGAAUUUCGCAGAAUUCACGGAGAGGAUGGAGUUCUACCGAAGACAUCCUAAUCGUCCAUUUGUCGUGAUCAUUCUCCAUAGACCGGGAGAUCUGUAUUUUUUUUCACAAAUUACCAAGAGUUUACCCAUGAACUACGUUUUAUGGCUGAUACUCUUCAUCGGAGAUGCCGAUAAAGAUGCUUGCAAUUUUUGUCGUGAUCCGCAUGAAAAUUUGUUGAAUUUGAAGUUCAACUCAGAGGUGUUGAUCAUGUGUUGUAACUCGAAUAUCAUUGAAGACUGGUGGUCAGUUACGCGAAAUGGAACGAAUAAAGGUCAGCUGGGCAGAUGGAUCGAGGAAAGAAACGAAAUUGAGUGGUUCGCCCAUAAAUCUAUCCACAGGCGUAGAACUUCAUUGGAAGGCAGGGCAUUUCGGAUCAGUUUUGUUCAGGAUUCCAGUUACAUUUGGAUAAAAGACGGCCAUCUUCAGGGAUUUUUAGCUGACGUUCUUCGAGAACUUGCUAAAUCAAUGAAUUUCACCAUAUCAACUGCAACUGUAGAAGAUACGUAUGGCAUUCUUGAUCCAGGCACGUCCAUUUGGCGCGGUGUUGUAGGACAACUUCAGAGACAAGCCACUGAUAUAGGUGUCGAUGGCUUCAGUAGAACUAGCGCGCGACGUAGCGUAAUUGAUUUCACUGUUCCGAUCAUAACUGUCGAUUCCCGACUGUACAUAAAAAAACCUGAUGGUACUAAUGUUCAAUGGAACGCAUAUUUUCAGGCAUUCACAAGAACUCUCUGGGCAGUCAUUAUCGCUGUAAUCCUAAUAAUGCCUGUUUUUUUGACAUUGAUCAAAUACAACAGAAGAUUUAAUUUUUUCCCUUUGAUCGUUGAACAUUAUUUACAUGUCUGGGGCAUCUACUGUCAACAAGGCUUACCAGAAUUUCCCGAUGGAAUGCCCUUGAGAAUAUUAUAUGUUUCGAUAUUUAUAUCAGCAUUGGUUGUAUCAUCUGCAUAUUCUGCGUCGCUUACUAGUUUUCUCGCCGUCUCGCAGUUACCAUUCAAUACUAUGGAGCAAUUUAUAAAAGAUGGCACUUAUGGGUUGACAGCCGUAUAUGGCAGUGAGGACUAUAAUACGUUCAAGUUUUCCAAUGACACGGUCUUGCGCCAGAUGAUGUCAUUCAUGAAGCCUAAAGGAUCAUUGCCUAAAAGUUACUUCGAAGGGUUCAGCCAGGCAUGCAAAGAGCGAGUGGCAUUCUACACUCACUACGAAAUUACAAAAGGACGUGAGAUGUAUGUUAUGCCUUGUGAAAUGGUUUCCUUUAAAACUGGAUCGAAUCAGUUGUCGGGAAUCAUUUUGCCAUUGCAAAGCGAGUACAGGACCUUUAUCAACCACCACCUUCAGCGGUUCAAAACAAACGGGGUGAUACGGCGGAUAGCGCAAAAAUACAAUAGGAACGAUGAACCUCCUAAAACGGUGCAUACGCCGGUGCAUCUACGAGGAAUUGUACCAAUCUUGGGCAUACUAAUUUUUGGAUUCAUCAUUGCUUCGAUUAUCUUCUUGGUUGAACGGAGUUUCUACUCUUUUAGAAACAAGUUACGGCGUCGACAAAUGCGAAAAAUUUAAUGAAAAAAUUGCAGGCUUUAUCUUCG
Molecule: messenger RNA, 1801 nt
Organism: Diachasma alloeum
Lineage: Eukaryota; Metazoa; Arthropoda; Insecta; Hymenoptera; Braconidae
Gene: Ir109
Product: glutamate receptor 3
Exons: 8
Coding region: 171-1775 (534 amino acids)
Cellular component (GO): membrane
Molecular function (GO): glutamate-gated receptor activity
Source: RefSeq, a predicted model, not a curated record